CGGGGCGGCAGGAUGGCGGCAGCGGCGGCGGGUGCCGGGGGUCCCGGCGCUGCAGGCCCGAGCGGCGGCGGCGGGGCGCGCGAAGGCGCGCGCGUAGCGGCGCUGUGCCUGCUGUGGUACGCGCUAAGUGCGGGCGGCAACGUGGUCAACAAGGUGAUCCUGAGCGGCUUCCCGUUCCCGGUGACUGUGUCGCUGUGCCACAUCCUGGCUCUGUGCGCGGGGCUGCCGCCGCUGCUGCGUGCCUGGCGCGUGCCCCCCGCGCCACCCGUGUCGCCGUCCAUACCCGGCCCGCACACGCCUCCCGGCCCGCUGCUGCCGCCGCGCUUCUACCCGCGCUACGUGUUGCCACUUGCCUUCGGCAAGUACUUCGCGUCCGUGUCGGCUCACGUCAGCAUCUGGAAGGUGCCCGUGUCUUACGCGCACACCGUCAAAGCCACCAUGCCUAUCUGGGUGGUCCUCUUAUCCCGAAUCAUUAUGAAGGAGAAGCAGAGCACCAAGGUGUACCUGUCCCUCAUCCCCAUCAUUAGUGGUGUCCUGCUGGCCACUGUCACCGAACUGUCUUUUGACAUGUGGGGACUCCUCAGCGCCCUGGCGGCCACCCUGUGCUUCUCGCUGCAGAAUAUCUUCUCCAAAAAGGUAUUGAGAGAUUCCCGGAUCCACCACCUCCGGCUGCUAAACAUCCUGGGCUGCCACGCCAUCUUCUUCAUGAUUCCCACAUGGGUGCUGGUGGACCUCUCGGCGUUCCUCGUCAGCAGUGACCUGACCUACAUCUCCCAGUGGCCCUGGACACUCCUGCUCCUGGCCAUCAGCGGCUUCUGCAACUUUGCCCAGAAUGUUAUUGCCUUCAGCAUCCUCAACCUCAUCAGUCCCCUGAGCUACUCGGUUGCCAACGCCACCAAGAGGAUCAUGGUCAUCACCGUGUCACUCAUCAUGCUACGCAACCCCGUCACCAGCACCAACGUCCUGGGCAUGAUGACAGCCAUCCUGGGGGUCUUCCUCUACAAUAAGACCAAGUAUGAUGCCAACCAGCAAUCCAGGAAGCACCUCCUCCCCAGCACGCUGGGGGACCUGAGCAGCAAGGAGCAUCCCCAGGGUGGGCUGGAGAAACCCCAGAAUGGUCUCUUCUCCUCUCAGCACAUAGACCAUCACUACAGCCGCAAUAGCAUCUUAACAGAUCACUUUCAGUACAGCCGGCAGAGCUACCCCAACACGUACAGUUUGAACCGUUAUGACGUGUAGAGUGGGGUGCACUGGACUCCUUCCCCCGCUCCCAGCGGCACCGGAAACUUCUGACCACCAGUGAAUGUAAAGCUGAAGAGACAAUACAGAAC
This is a messenger RNA of Chrysochloris asiatica (Cape golden mole), 1331 nucleotides long. It is a transcript of the gene SLC35E1, whose product is annotated as solute carrier family 35, member E1. Bases 13 to 1239 code for a protein of 408 amino acids. NCBI's taxonomy places the organism in Eukaryota, Metazoa, Chordata, Mammalia, Afrosoricida, Chrysochloridae. Gene Ontology annotation, molecular function: antiporter activity. The record is from RefSeq and is a predicted model, not a curated record. The transcript is spliced from 6 exons. Gene Ontology annotation, cellular component: Golgi apparatus.